Ilex paraguariensis (yerba mate) is the source of this 703-nucleotide messenger RNA. NCBI's taxonomy places the organism in Eukaryota, Viridiplantae, Streptophyta, Magnoliopsida, Aquifoliales, Aquifoliaceae. The record is from the annotation of a GenBank genome assembly.
GGGACUUGCUGGGGAAAAACACUUAUCUUCAUCUUCUAAUUCUCAUGAUGAUGAAGAGAAGUUUUUAGAACAUAUAGAAGUCUCUCAUGCCAAGCGAUUUGUAGCUGGCUCGGUUGAAAAGUCAUACGCUAGGUCAACCAAAGCACCUUCAGUUGUGCAUGAUUUAGAAAUUGAUACAGUGAAGCCUGCUCCUCAUAGUGGCCUGCCUGUAAGUGAGAGUGAUGGGGUGAAAAGAUCAAGUUCUACUCUCCCAUCAGCUCCUUUGAACAAAGGGUCCUUUGACGGACUUGAUACUUCAAUUUCUCCUGUAUUAUCUCCAAAGAUUGUUUCUUCUCCUGAAGGUGUUGUAAAUAGUCCAUCUUCUCCCAAGAGUGACUCACCUUAUACCGGAGGAGCUGCUGCAAGAGAAGUGAACUCCUCAAACACUGUUGUGACCAAUGAAGCUUCAAUUACAAGAUCUAACCAUUCUGAUUUGAGUAUGAACAGUCUUGAUGACGGUCCAGUGCAUGAUGAUAUGCAUGGCUCACUAGAUUUUAGGCAGUAUUUUCAAGAGGGGUAUUGUAAAGCAUCAAGUCAUGAUGAAUUCCGGCAGUUAACUGAUAUCGACAGCAGCCAUAGUCCUCUUGAGAAGGAGAAAUCCGAGGAUGAUGGAGAAAUUGACGACAUGCUUGGAGGUGUAUUUUCCUUCUCUGAAGAAGGUUGA